UCAACGGAGCAUUUUCCCAUCGUGGAAUGAUAGGAAUUCCUUUUUCCGCCGGGAGAGGGCAGGGAGUGAAAAAACGCCUCCGCAAAUCCACAGAGCUGCUGCAACGUCUUAGAGGGGCUCCUGCCAGAGACCAUAGAGUUGAGGGGGAGGAGCGGGGAGGGGGAGGGGGCAGACACCCCCCCCCCCAAUGCCGGACUUCCGGCCUGGGUUAUUCAACGGGGCAUUUCCCCCCCGGUGGUUUCGGAGGCUCGUCGGGCUCCCUCGUGCUCCGGAGCGGGGAAGCAGCAGCGGUGCAAAAAAAGGGAGAGAAGUUCCCUGAGGAUGGGCUCCAGCAUGAAUCCUUAAAACUCGGAAGACUAAGCUGCUUAUUGCGGAGACUGACCCAGAUUGGAUCCUGCAAACAUAACCGGGACAGGGCAGUUACGAACUGAAUCUUCUCAAAGCUGCAAGUUUAAGCCUAUAAACAGAGCCAAGGUGUAAGCAGGAGUGAGAAUAAAGACACCAUGAUGCUGGGACAAGAGCAGGAUCCUGGAGGAGAGAGCCAGCCCUUUGUAACAUCGGUGUUCUUCUCCAGGAGCACAACUACUCAGCAGGAAGUGAAGGUGGAAAAUCCAGAAGACUUGGGCGAACUCUGGGAGACUCAGUGGCAGGAGUUCCUGAAUACAGUGGAAGUCCCCCAGAUCCUUCCGGAGCCUUCCCCGUGGGAGGACGCUCACAUCUUCCUAACCUCCUUCGAGCAAGUCGCCAGAGCUUUCCAGUGGCCCAAGGAAGAAUGGGCAGCCCGUCUCCGGCCCAUCUUGGGAGGAGAUGCUGAGCAAGCCUAUAGCAGCCUGGAGGCGGGAGAGAGAGAGGAUUAUGGGAAAAUGAAGGCGGCCAUCUUGCAGGCCGACGCGGCGAGCCGGGAGAAGCAACGGCAGCACUUCCGACGUUUCUGCUACCAAGAGGCUGAAGGGCCGAGGCAGGUAUACGACCAGCUGCAGAGUCUUUGCCGUCAGUGGCUGAAAGUAGAGAGACAUUCAAAGGAACAGAUUCUGGAAAUGCUGAUUCUGGAGCAGUUUCUGGCAAUCCUUCCUCCGGAGAUGCAGAGCUGGGUCAAGAGACAUAAUGCAGAGAACAGCGCUCAAGUCAUAUCCCUGGCCGAGGAUUUCUUGCUCAGGCAGUGGGUGCCGGGGAUAACAGAACAAGAGGGGGGACAGGAGCUUGGUCCUAGGUCUGAAAAUACGCAGCUCCCGGAGAGAGUGCCCUCCGAUGCCGGGCAGAAAGUACAAUUUGCCAGGGAACUGAAGAUCGAAGAAGAUGCUGAUGCAGAUCUUCGGAAGCUGUGUGAGAGUGAAAAUCACCCGCAGGGAAGGACAAAGCAGACUGAGCAAAACGGGGCACCUCCAGAGAGAGCGAAUAGCGUUGCUCUACCGUGUUACGACCCAGAAGAGACCCUUGGGGGACAGGAGGGAGUCUAUCGCAUGGAGGGGAGUCCGUUCAUCAUCAAUUACGAGCAGGACGGCAGAAAAGCAGAAAUCAUUGUCUUCUGUUCAGACACGCAGAAGGAGAAAAGAAGAAAGCAGUGUUUGGUGUGCGGGAAAAGCUUCACGCGAACCUCAGCCCUUAACCGGCACGAAAGGAUCCACACGGGGGAAAAAUCAUACAGAUGUUUCCAGUGCGACAAAAGUUUCUACGAUAAGACAGCCCUGAAAAGACAUGAAAGAACCCACAAUACCGAUCGCGGGUAUCCUAAUGUCUCUCACGCCCAGCUGGGCGAGAAUUUACCUCACCUUCCUCCCUCAGACAAAAUUGCACAGAACUUUUGCAUCGAGUGUGGGAAACAAUUUGAGAGCGAACUGGACCUAAAUGUACAUAAAAGAAUUCACCAGGAGCCGAAUCCCAGCGGCAGGACAGGGAGUGGAGAGACAUCUGGGAAAACUCUGGAGCCAGGGAAACUUGCCCCACAGAAAUCCUACAAGUGUCUGGUGUGCGAGAAAAGCUUUGUUUGGGGCUCAUCGUAUCACAGGCACAAAAAGAUCCAUUUGAAGAACAAAUCUACCCCACUUCCGUAUGAAAGGAAAAUCUUCAAGCAAGGGUCCCAUAUCAUGAAAUUUCAGUCUUUCCCCGUCGGAAAGAAACACUAUAAAUGCCCCGAGUGUGAGAAGAGUUUCCCGGCACUCAAAUCCUUGGAAAAACAUAAAAAACUCCACCAGAGAGCAAAACUAAAAAGCUCUUCGCAACCGGCAGCUGACACAAAAGACAAAACCUGUUCGGAUUGCGGGAAGUUUUUUGAUCGGCUGUCCCACCUAAAAAGGCACCGAAGGGUCCAUACAGGCGAGAAACCUUACAAGUGCCCGAAAUGCGAGGAGAGUUUCAUGUGGCAGGCGGCUUUCGAAAGACACCUGAAGGUCCAUAAGAAAGAGAAGCCGACACCUCCUGUGCCAGCGGUGUCUGUUUCGCAGGAGAAACCUAAUCAGUGUUCGGCAUGCGGGAAGACGUUCAGACAGCACUCGGACCUCAUGCAACAUGCGCGGGUCCACACUGGUGAGAAGCCCCACAGAUGUACGGAAUGCGGGGAGUCUUUCAUGUGGCCUAUGUCUCUCAAAACGCAUCAGAAAAAGGUUCACAGGGGGAAGCGAUUGGUCCCCCUCCUCCAAAAAUUACCCCUGGGGCAAGGGAGAUUCUACAAAUGUUUUGAGUGCGGUAAAAGUUUCGACCGUUCCUCCAGUCUAAUAAACCAUCGGCGGACCCACACCAGAGAAAAAACAUAUCCGUGCACCAGCUGUGAGAAGACUUUCAUGUGGCCUCGCUCUCUUCUGAGACACCAAAAGAUCCAUGACACCAGGAAAGCAGGAAGCUCUUUGCCCCUAAAUUCCACUCCAGAGGAGAAAUCCUACGUUUGUUCCGAUUGUGGGAAACACUUUGUCUAUUCGUAUCUCUUGAGUCGGCAUCGACGCAUCCACACCGGAGAGAAACCGUACAAAUGUGCGAAAUGCGGCGAGAGCUUCAGGUGGGCUUCCUCGUUUAGCCUGCACCAAAAGAAGGUCCACCCGGAGACGAAGAUUGCUCAUCUCCUCCCAAGACAGGCAGACAGGAAGAAAAAACCUUACAGGUGUUUGGAGUGUGGAAAAGAAUUCAGGAAACCAUCCCACCUCUCAAGCCAUCAGAACACUCACACCGGGGAGAGGAAGCACAAGUGCACCAUCUGUGGGAAAGGUUUCUUCUGGCAGACCUCGCUGUCGCUGCAUCACAAGCUUUUACAUAAAACCAAGGAAAAGAAACCAGUCCCCGCUUUGCGACCUGUGUCUCAGGGACAAGACAAUUCCAAACCCCCGCAGGUCCCCGCCGAAGGGAAAGCUUUCAAAUGUUCCAAGUGCAAAGAGAGUUUCAUGGGGCUUUCAGCACUUCUGCGACAUAGAAAGAUCCACGAGAGAGAAAAACUCGGGCUUUUUUUCCAAACGAGACCUGUCACCCCGGAGAAAUCGUAUCCCUGUACUGAGUGUGGGAAAAAAUUUAAUUGGCCAUCCCGCCUCUUAAGACAUCAGCGCAUCCAUUCACAGGAGAGGCCAUAUCGGUGCCCUGAUUGCGGAGAGAGUUUUAGAUGGGAUUCGGCUCUUAAAGCACAUCAGGCGAAGAUCCAUAACCAGAAGCCGGCGGUCUCUUUCCUGCCUGAAGACGACGCGGACAAAGAGAAAAAUCACCUUUAUGCCGAGUGUGGAGAAACCUUCUCCUCUGCAUCAUCUCUCGUAAAGCAUCAGAGUAUCCACGCAGGAGAAGAACUGGAUAAACCCAGCCAUGGCGAAGAGAAUUCCCCAUGGAAUUCAGCCCUCCAAGAACACCCGAAGGCUUGUAAGGAAGAAAAACCAGACUUCCCGCUUCAAAAGCUACCCAGUAGAGGUGGAAGCACCUACCCUUGUCUCCAGUGCGGGAAACAGUUCUCCAAAUCGAAGCUGCUGCAGAGACACAAACGAAUCCACCUCAGGGACAGGCGUUACACCUGCACCAAGUGCGGGAAGCAUUUCACGCAGGGUGCAAGCUUGAGAAGACACUGGUUCGCUCACCAAGGAGAAAAGUCGUUCCACUGCUCGCACUGCGAGAAAAGCUUCGUAUACAAAGACAGUCUCAAGAGGCACGAGAAGUCCCACGCGGGGCUGGCAGAGUUCACCGUGCAAGUGCUGGACAAAGAAUUCCUAGCCACCCCGGAAUCGGCCCAAUGCCUCGCGUCGGAGCCCGGCGUGUGUGACGGUCCCCUAGAACUCCAAGAGGAGAAACUCGUCCCAUCCUUGAAUGCUCCGGAAGUGUUGGCGACAUGAUCUCAAAAGGGGGCCAAUUGAUCACAGAAGCCGACGUCGAGAAAUUGUGCUGCAGAUUUUGGCAGCAAACCUGAGGAAAUAUCGCCAACCCUGUCAAGUUUUAACGGAAGGAAACCUUCCAGAAUCUUCUCUGAGCUGUAACAUAAUGAAAGCCAUGGUCCCACCAAAGGGGGCAGAAUAUCAGCAAACCCAAAUGGAGUUUUGCCUGUCUGGGGCCAUGUUGGUUUUGUGCUCCCCAGCCCCUUGAUUAUAGUUCAAAAAUUCCAACAUGGAUGCCCAUCCGACAUCCGACUUUUGUUAUUGAACACAACAUCGUAUCAGUUGUUCUCUUGUAUAUUGGUAGAUGCAGAUAGUUGAUUUGAGUUGGGUGGGGCAAGAGGGAACAGACUCAGGGUUUUAAGUAUAUGUGAAAAACAAGGAAAUACGUGUGUGCCAUGUCACUGAAAAUACUCCGUUAUCGAUUCUUGUGUCAAUGUCCUCAGAGGUGUCAGUAAUACAAUGGUUGGGAAUUCUUUUGCAUCGUUCGACUUUUAUUGUCAUGAUCGCAAUCUGUUAUUUGUUCAAUUUUAUGGAAAGAGUCUACUAAUAAACGCAACAUGCAGAAUGAA
Molecule: messenger RNA, 4900 nt
Organism: Thamnophis elegans (Western terrestrial garter snake)
Lineage: Eukaryota; Metazoa; Chordata; Lepidosauria; Squamata; Natricidae
Product: zinc finger protein 721-like
Exons: 6
Coding region: 504-4292 (1262 amino acids)
Biological process (GO): regulation of DNA-templated transcription
Molecular function (GO): RNA polymerase II cis-regulatory region sequence-specific DNA binding; DNA-binding transcription factor activity, RNA polymerase II-specific
Source: RefSeq, a predicted model, not a curated record